UUUCCCAGUCGCCGUGCGACAGAUUGGGGAGAAUGGCUGCCAGUGGAGACGUAGGAAAGCUGUUACAAGUACAGAAUGGGACUCCAGCAAGCACAAGCUACAACGGGGUAGAUGCCCUUCAUGCCUGUAACAUCCUCCAGCAGCUUAAAGCCUUGUACGACGAAGCUCAGCUGACUGACAUUGUCGUGGAAGUGGACCAUGGCAAAACAUUCUCUUGUCACAGAAACGUCCUCGCUGCCAUCAGUCCUUACUUCAGAUCCAUGUUCACAAGUGGCCUUACAGAGAGCAGUCAGCGGGAGGUGCGGAUUGUUGGCGUGGAGUCUGAGUCCAUGCAUUUGGUUCUGGACUACGCUUACACCUCGCGUGUCACUCUAACCGAGUCUAACGUGCAGGCACUGUUCACCGCCGCCAGUAUCUUCCAGAUCCCAGCCCUCCAAGACCAAUGUGCUCAGUUUAUGAUCAGUCGUUUGGACCCUCAGAACUGCAUCGGAGUCUUCAUGUUCGCAGAUGCUUACGGCCACCAGGAGUUGCGGGAGCGCUCGCAGGAUUACAUCCGCAAGAAGUUCUUGUGCGUGAUGGGAGAGCAGGAGUUCCUUCAUCUGACCAAAGAACAGCUGGUCAGCAUUCUCAACAGCGAUGAUCUGAACGUGGAAAAAGAGGAGCAUGUGUACGAAAGCAUCGUGCACUGGUUGGAGUAUGACUGCUCACGUCGGGAGGCAGAUUUACCUGAGGUUUUUGCCAAAUGCAUCCGCUUGCCCCUGCUGGACGAGGCCUUUCUGAGCCGUAUACCCCCAGCCUUCGCCCUGGCCUUGUCCAGGGAUCCCUCGGAUAAGGGUCAGCUCAACGGCACCAAUGGCUGUUCGCAGCGGCUGGGUAUGACUGCAUCCGAGAUGGUCAUCUGCUUUGACGCGGCUCACAAGCACUCAGGGAAGAAGCAGACUGUGCCUUGCCUGGACAUUGUUGCCGGGAAGGUGUACAAGCUUUGCAAGCCACCCAAUGACCUCAGAGAGGUUGGCAUUUUGGUCUCUUCAGAGAAUGACAUCUUCAUCGCUGGAGGCUAUCGGCCGAGCAAUAGUGAGGUGUGCAUUGACCAUCGUGCAGAGAGUGACUUCUGGCAGUACGAGCAUGCUGGCAACAGGUGGCUCCCGCGAUCACCCAUGCUGCGGGCGCGCAUCGGCUGCAGGCUAGUGCACUGCUGCGGGAAACUCUACGCUAUGGGUGGUCGAGUGUAUGAAGGGGACGGACGAAAUGCUUUGAAAUCUGUGGAGUGCUAUGAUGCCAGAGACAACUGCUGGACAGCGGUCAGUCCCAUGCCGGUGGCCAUGGAGUUCCACAGCACAGUAGAGUAUAAGGACCGCAUCUAUGUGCUGCAAGGAGAAUACUUCUUCUGUUUUGACCCACGCAAAGACUACUGGGGGCAUUUACCAUCCAUGAAAGUUCCCCGUACUCAAGGCUUGGCCGCCCUGUACAAAAACUGCAUCUACUACAUAGCAGGCAUCUGCAGAAACCACCAGCGCACGUUUACGGUGGAGGUGUACGACAUCGAGCAAAACACCUGGUGCCGUAAAAGAGACCUCCCCUUCGAGCAAGCGACCAGCCCCUACAUCAAGGUGCUUCUGCUUCAGGGCAGAUUGCAUCUGUUUGUUCGUGCUACGCAAGUCAUGGUAGAAGAACACGUGUUUCGUACCAGCCGUAAGAAUUCUCUCUACCAGUACGACGAUGAAACUGACCAAUGGACAAAGGUCUACGAGACGCCGGACCGCCUCUGGGACCUCGGCCGCCAUUUCGAGUGUGUGGUGGCCAAACUAUACCCUCAGUGUCUUCAGAAAGUGCUGUGAGCGUCGAGGAUGUGCUGUUUGAGACAGCUGAUCAAUAUUUUUGGAGAAGAGGGAUGAUGGUACUGCUCAAUACAUGGUGCUGUUUGUGUCCCCAACACCAGAACUGCAGGGGAAGUCUUAAAGCGUUAAAGGUUUCAAUCAAUAAACUCGAGGGUGCUGUUUGAAAAAGGAAAAAGUAUUUUAUGUUAGACAAUGGUGCACAAAGAACCCACGCAAUCGCUUGUUUUACAGUUAGAAAAGUGAAUCAUAAGUGCAAUUAUCUUUUUUUUUUUUUUUUUUUUUUUGCAGAUGUUGAGUGUUUCUGCUCCUUUAUAUCUAGUUUUUGUUGCUGUUUUGGCUUGGGUUGUUGGCAUGCAUCGUUGGCGAACAUGAGCAGUUGAUGUCCUUAAGGACAAGCAGUAUGUCAACAGUUGAGAAAAAAAAAAAAAAAACUAGCUGUAAAAAAUAAAUGUGUAAAGCUAUAAAUAUUCAUACGGGUAUGAUGAGCAUUUUUGCUCACUGUUAGUGUGAAUACUGAGUUUUUUUUAUUGUAAUUUCUUUCAGGUUUUCAGCUGAAUAAGUUGACUUUGUGGUUUGCUUAAGCAUUUAGUUAGAGAAUUUUGAUUAUUAAUGGAAAGCAAUUUGUAUGCCAAGAUGUACAUGUACGUGGCUCUUUUUUUCUUUUCCCUUUUAAGUCAACUUGUGUGCUAAAACAUCACCGCAGUUUUGAAUUUUCAUUUGGAUCUAUAUCUUUGCAAUUUCGGAUCACCAGCCAGAUCUUUAGUGAGGUUACAAGAUUUUACUCAGCCUCCAUAUUGGAGAAGGAAAAAAGGAUACCAGCUUUAUGUGUAGCUGCAAUCAAAAGUGCGCAGUUUGUUGACAGCCAAACACAGCUCAGAUCAGGAGAGAACAUUGAUAGGGUUGGAGAAGAGGUGGCCAAAAUGUGGAUGCUCACAUUCCACUGUCAUUUACUGACUCCUCGUAUCUGAAACCUAAAGGUGCAGAAGAUAGAUGCCUCCAAAAUGCCAAAACAUGUUCAAGGAGUCUUAGCCUGCACCCCAUGGCAGCAAUAACAGGUGUUCUGUCAGAUAAAGUGCAUUAGAAACUUAAGCGAUGAUGUUUUCGUAAAUAAUUCCAGAAAAAUGGAAUGGAGCCUUUGUUUUGCCAUCGUGGGUUGGUUAACGUUCAAUGAGAUGUGUUUCUAUCCAGGGAUGUUACAGUGCCUGUUCACAUGAAAAGCCCAGGCAUCAGUGAUGGAGUGAGAAAAGCCACUAUAAAGUCUUACAGUUCAGUUUGCUUUGACUUUAGGAUAGGUCUGUUUCGCAAAUGAAUCCAGUCCUCCUAUAUUAGUUUUUUCCCUGUAAAAUGAACACUUUCUUUCUUUGUUCCCUCCAUCCCCUCAUCUUCCAGUCUCAAACUACAGAGAAGAAGAAUUGUUUUUGGUGCUGCUUUUUUGACAAUCUUGUACAGAAUGUACAGCGAUUUUUACAGCCAUUUGUCAUUGCUCGACACUUCCAAAAGAUGUAUGAUGUAUGAUUAUAAGUUAUUGUCUGUCGACAUUUGUGUUGUUUUUUCCAGCCUCAUGUUUAUUUCGUCACGCAGGUUCCUGAUUUUGCACUACAUUAUUUCCUCCCUUGAGAGCUUCUCAGAAUACAGCGCUCUGUUUUCAGAGACUGGGGACGUGGUGAACGGCAUCUUUAAAUAGGACAGCUGAUGUGCUCUCAUGUCGGGCUCUGUGGCGCCUGCGAGGCCCAGCUUCAUCUGGGGUUUUGGUGAAGGGAGAGGGAUGAGAGAUUGCAUUGGCUUUGGUGCAGCUGCCGCACGUGUCACAUACUUGCAUACGCUCAGUAGCACGGGAACCAGAAAUGGACACUUCUCAGGAUUAUUGUUGAUACACAGUACUGUAUUUAAACGGUUUGUUGUACGUGUAAUAUACUGUACCAUAUGUUUGCUGUACUUGCACAGUUUUUUUUUUUUUUUUUUGAAAAUAGAUUUUUUUGGUCCUUUUAGCUGGGUGUGUUUUUUUCUUUUUCUUUUAAUUGUAAUAUUUACUCUUAGGUUUUUUUAGAUUAUAAUUUUGCUCUGUUAAAAAGUUGUGAAUCACAAAACACGGACAUUAACAAGCAUUUUUUUUGUCUGUGUUUCUUUGUGAUUGCGUCAGUCUUAAAGAACACAAAGCAUUACAGAAAAUAAGUUAUGGCAGUGCUACUUUCCAAAACACCAGAUGUUAAAUAAAAGCUUGGAAAGAGUUUCUAAAUGAUACUUUAGUGUUGUUGGCUGCUGCCGGUGUGAAUGCUUUACAGCCAGUUCUUCCAUUUGUCACAGCUUGCAGUUAAUUUAUCCACAGAAAUUUAAACAGUGUUUUCUUUUCCUUUUGCAUUACUGCUUUAUAUUUUGUUCAUUUUUAUGUAUUUGGUUUGCUUGUAUGUCUGGUGUGAGAGUUUGGUAAACAUUCAUUGAUCUCUACUGUGAAAUUCACCUUGCACAUAAUUUGAAAAAUAAAACAAUAAAAAGUAAAUGAGCA
Molecule: messenger RNA, 4341 nt
Organism: Carassius auratus (goldfish)
Lineage: Eukaryota; Metazoa; Chordata; Actinopteri; Cypriniformes; Cyprinidae
Product: kelch repeat and BTB domain-containing protein 8-like
Biological process (GO): neural crest cell development
Molecular function (GO): protein binding
Source: RefSeq, a predicted model, not a curated record